Molecule: messenger RNA, 504 nt
Organism: Hydra vulgaris (swiftwater hydra)
Lineage: Eukaryota; Metazoa; Cnidaria; Hydrozoa; Anthoathecata; Hydridae
Source: RefSeq, a predicted model, not a curated record
AUGGCUGUUACAUUUUCAGAAAUAAAAAAAUUUAAAGAAGACAAUUCAGAAAUUACAGGCAUACAAAAAAGGUUAAGGGAGAUAAAAGAUCGAUCGAGACGUAAUAAUUUAAGAGUGAAUGGAAUUAAUGAAAAUGAAGGUGAAAGCUGGGAGGAAAGCAAACUUAAGGUAAAAAAGGUUUUUGAAGAGUUACUAUCUGUUAAAAAUGUCCAAAUUGAACAGGCCCAGAGAAAAGGAAAAAAAGAAUCAAAUAAGCUGAGAACAAUAGUGAUAAAACUUUUGGACUUUAAAAAUAAAGUUGCAAUUUUGAGCAAGUCAAGCAAUCUGAAAUGGAAAAACAUCUAUAUAAACGAGGAUUUCUGUUCUGAAACAACGCAAACUCGAAAAGGUUUGAGGGAAAAAAUGAAAAUCGAACGAGCAGCUGGUAAGUUUGCAUUCAUAUCUUAUGAUAAAUUGCUAAUUCGCGAUUGGGUUGCAAAGAAAAGCAAAAAUUCAUCUUCAUAA